Molecule: messenger RNA, 992 nt
Organism: Papilio polytes (common Mormon)
Lineage: Eukaryota; Metazoa; Arthropoda; Insecta; Lepidoptera; Papilionidae
Exons: 5
Coding region: 44-961 (305 amino acids)
Source: RefSeq, a predicted model, not a curated record
UAACCUAUAUUGUUAAAUUAUUUGACGUUUUCUGUUUAAUAAAAUGGAUAACAUUUGGUCUUCACAGUUGAAGACACCGUGGCGAGCGGCACACCGACAUCAAAUAUCUGAAAAUGACUACGAAAACGCGGAUAUACCGAACAUAUGCGAGGAGGUGCGCGGUCGGCUGGCGGGCGGCGGGCGCGGGGCGGGCGGCGUGCUGCGGCUUGGGCCCGCGACGGAGCUGCUGCACGGGGCUGCGCUGGUGCUACUGGACAAAACUCAACGUGCCUUGCAAGACACAUUCGAGUUGUCACAGAAGAUAAUGUUGAAAAAUUAUCAAAACCUUCCUGAAUGUUGGAGUUCUGACGAUCUGGAGGAAGAAUCUGAAGAAGAUGGAGAUUCAGAAGUAGAAAGAGUUCCUUUAUUUGGUAAAAGUUCCGGGAACAGAACGAACGAUUUAGAAAUGUCAAAGAGUUUGAGAAGCAACGAAGUAUUGGAGACGGCAAGUGACAGCGGCGAGGAGGCGGCAGAGGCCACAUCCAGUGACGAGUUAAGCAAUGUUAGUGACGGAAAUGAAGGCAAUGGUUCUCAAGAUUCCAGAUCGGAGGAAGAAGAUGCUAUCGAGGUAGAAGAGCGUGCGGUGCAGGACAGGCAAUGUAGCGAGCAAGAUAGCAGGCAGGGGAGGGGCCAAUGUAGUGAGCUGGGCGAGCAGGGUGAGCAGGGUAGCGGGCAGAGUAACGAGCAGGGUAGUGGACAGGGGAGGGGACAGGGUAGCGAGCAGGGCGAGGUGUUUAGCGGACAGGGGCGAGGUCAGGCUAGCGACCGGGGCAAGGUGGGUAGCGGGCAGGGGAGGGGGCGGUGCGCGCGCGGCUUCGACCCCCGGCUGAGGCUGGGCGUGAUGCUGAUCUACGAAGACUGCACUCAAAGUGUACCAAGUAAAAUAUUCGUCUCAUCGAUUAAUCCAAGAACUAAACUGUAAUUAACAUAUUACUUUGAGUCAUAAUUACAAG